Galeopterus variegatus (Sunda flying lemur) is the source of this 2367-nucleotide messenger RNA. RefSeq names its product aryl hydrocarbon receptor-like. The coding region runs from base 1 to 2367 and encodes 788 amino acids. Gene Ontology annotation, cellular component: nucleus; aryl hydrocarbon receptor complex. Gene Ontology annotation, molecular function: nuclear receptor activity; protein dimerization activity; transcription cis-regulatory region binding. Gene Ontology annotation, biological process: regulation of transcription by RNA polymerase II. The record is from RefSeq and is a predicted model, not a curated record. The transcript has 14 exons. Lineage: Eukaryota; Metazoa; Chordata; Mammalia; Dermoptera; Cynocephalidae.
AUGCUGUCCACCGGGGGCAAGUACGCCGUGAAGAAGAGAAAAAAGCCGGUGCGGAAGAGUCCUAAGCCACCGCCUCCAGAGGGAGCCAAGUCCAACCCUUCUAAAAGGCACCGGGACCGGCUGAAUCAAGAGCUGAGCAAACUCACCAACCUGCUGCCCUUCCCGGAGGACGUGCGGGCCAGGCUCGACAAGCUGUCCAUCCUCAGGCUGAUCGUGGGCUACCUGAAGGUGAAGGGCUACUUCGCAGCCACCUUAAAGGACAGCAAUGCAGGCUGCUCAGCUGACCCACCUAUGCACCCAGGAAGAAGUGAACAUACCUUUCCACGGGUCAAUGUAGAUCUGUUUUCUGAAGGAGACUUGCUUCUUCAGGCCCUGAAUGGCUUCCUCAUGGCGGUUACGGAGGAUGGCUACGUUUUCUAUGUUUCUCCCACAGUCCAGGACUACCUGGGAUUUCAUCAAUCAGACGUCAUCUAUCAAAGUGUGUUCGAGCUGAUCCACAAAGAGGACAGAGCCAUGUUCCAGAGCCAGUUACACUGGACUGCAGACACAGCACCUGUCACCAGAGAGGCAGAGCAGGCCACCAGCCCUCUGCCUGGGAAGAGGUCCCUCCCACUUUGUGACACCACCACUGACAGCCUGGAACAUCUGCCCUUGGAGUACCCCUCUUAUCUGGAGAGAAGCUUUGUCUGCCGGUUCCGCUGCCUGCUGGAUAACUCUUCUGGGUUUCUGGAGUUGAAUUUCCAGGGCCAUCUUAAAUUCAUCCCUGGGCAGAACAAUAAGUCAGAAGAUGGCAUCCUCCUGUCUCCUCAGCUCACCCUGUUUGCCAUUGCGACACCCUGUCAGCCUCUCACCAUCCUGGAGCUCCAAAACAAAACAUUUCUUUUCCAAACAAAACACAAACUGGAUUUCACACCUGUAGCUUGUGAUUCCAGAGGGAAGGUGAUUCUGGGCUACACGGAGAGCGAGCUCUGCAGGAGGGGAUCGGGCUACCAGUUCAUCCACGCGGCAGACACGAUGUACUGUGCUGAGAACCACGUGCGCAUGAUGAGGACGGGCGAGAGCGGCCUCACGGUGUUCCGGCUGCUCACCAAGCGCGCCGGCUGGCUCUGGGUGCAGUCCAACGCGCGCCUGCUCUUCCGCGGCGGCCGGCCGGACGGCAUCGUUGCAUCCAAAUGUAGGAAUCUGAGGAACUCGGAAGGGGAAGAGCACCUGCGCAAGCGGGCCCUGCAGCUGCCGUUCACCUUCACCACAGGGGAGGCCAUCCUUUACGAGAGCAGCGUCCCAAGCGCACUGACUGCCCUCCCAGACAGGAAGAGGACCAGGGCACGGAAGGGCCCUCCGACCGGCCAGGACCCUGUGUGCCCAGGCUCUCUCCCGGGAGACAUGAUGCAGCAAGAUGAAUCCAAGUGCUUGGCCUAUGUUGCCCCCACCCCCCAAGGCUCACCCUUGGAGGGGCGGGCAUCUGAUGAUGGUCAUGAGGACAAGGAAGAGGGGGAGGAGGAAAGCAGCUCGCUCCUGGCCCUCAUCGAGACCCUGCUGGAGGACAGAGAAGAACAGCCUGACCUCUGCUCCACCCUCCAGCACCUGGGGGUCACCGAUCUCGACCAGCGUCUGUGUGAAGAGAAGCUUCUUGGGACUGAUUUGGGCCUUGCAGGGCCUCAGAACUGCCACCUGCUGCCACCCAGCCAGGGAGGGGGCACUUUUCAUGACAGUGGGAAUGUGGGCUUGCCCUCACCAGGCAGCACAACUUCUGCACAGACCCUGAAGCCACGGUCUUCUCGGGGCUUGGGCCAGCUAGCCAUGGAAGUAACUCCACUACAGAACGUGGGCACGGCGCCCAACUACCUUCAAGCACAUCCUCGGCACUUUCUCACCACUGGUCCUACCACCCCUGGCCCCACACUCCAGAGCCCUCCACAGUGGUGGACUUGGCACAGCCAGGCAGAGCCUUUGGAUUUCAGGGUCAGCGAGCCCCAGCAAGCUAGGGUGGCCUGCAGGCAGCCAGCCUUCCAGUGCCAGAGGAGCUCUGUUCCUGACUUGAGCUUCGUGGCAGGACCCCGCCAGCCUGGGAUCCCCGCAGCCCUCCCUUCCCCCGACAGGCGCAGGCCCCAGCCCAAGGGUGUGGGCUACCAUGUGUGUCCUACCCGCCACCGGCAAGGCCGCUCCCACGUUGUUCGAUUCCUGCAACAGCCCUUUGAAACACACGGAAAAUAUGAGUCCCCUCACUGUGACAAAACCGAGGGCAGCCAGGUGUGGGCCUCAACCUUCGCCAUGAACAAGGUGACAGCAACUCGCCACACAUCCAGUGCUGUGGAGAUGAUAGUGGUUGUGGAUGUUCUCAGUAUUUCACUGAAUCCACCUGGAUAA